AUGAGGCUAUCCAGGGUUUUAGCCCUCUUGGCCGUGACGCACGAGGGCGCCUCGCAAAAGGUUGUCUCGGCCAGCUUCCACCGAAUCCAGUUCCCGCCCGACCUAGUGCAGAUGACGCGCCGCGACACCCUCAACCUCACGGCCAUCAACAACAUCACCGGCGCCGGGUACUACUCGACGGUCCAGGUCGGCACGCCGGGCCAGAAGGCCAUGCUGCAGAUCGAUACGGGCAGCAGCGACACGUGGAUCCUCGACAGCCAGGCCGACCUGUGCUCGAGCGGUUCCCUGCAGCGCCAGUACGGGACGGGGUGCACCGAGACCUUCAACUCGAGCAUGAGCUCCACCUUCAAGCUCGUCAGGGCCAACGACUUUGACGUCGCCUACCUCGACGGCAAGCGUAUCCGGGGGGACUACAUCCAGGACGUCGUGAGCUUCGGCGGCAAAACCAUCAAGGACCAGCAGCUGGGGCUGGCCGUCCAGACGACCAGGGCCGCGGGUCUCUUGGGCCUCGGACUCACCGAGGGCACGACGUCGGACCGCGGAUACCCCACGAUCCUCGACAAUAUGGUCAAGCAAGGCCAAAUAGGCCGGAAAGCCUACAGCAUCUGGCUGAACGACCUGUCUUCGGCCGAGGGGAUGGUGCUUUUCGGGGGCGUCGACACGGAAAAGUACAUUGGCAAGCUCACGACGCUCCCGCUCGUCAAUGACUACCACACGGAUAAGUUCACCAGCUACAGCGUGUCCAUGACGGGCGUCGCGAUCGAGGCGCCCGGCCAAAAGGCGGUGGAGAUGGCGGCGGCGGGGGGCUCGUUCAACGCCUCGACCGUGCUCGACUCCGGGGCGACCGUGUGCCUGCUCCCUGACCGGCUGGCCAAGGACAUCUGGGCCAAGUACGGCGUCCUCGACAGGGGGUACGGCGUCCUCGACUGCGCGUGGAGGGGGCCCAAGGGCGAGGGCCACGCCAUCGAGUUCGAGUUCGCCGGCGGCGGGGGCGUCCGGGUCCGCGUGCCGCUCGAGGAGAUGGUGCUCGACACCCUCGGCGGCGGCGUCGUCAGGGGCGGCCCCGUGCCGUUCGACCGGGCGUGCCUGUUCGGGAUCCAGAGCAGCGCGACCUUUGGCGUCGAGGGCGACGGGUUCGCCCUCCUCGGGGACACGUUCCUGCGGAGCGCGUACGUCGUGUACGACGAGGCCAACCUGCAGGUCGGCAUCGCCGAGGCGAAACUCAACGCGAGCCGGUCCUACGUCAUCGAGCUCCGCGCCAACGAGACGGCGCUGCCGACGACCACGGGCCCGGCGCGGACGGCGGACGGGGGCGCUGCUGCCACGUCGCCGCCGGUCAUGACGACGACGACGGCAGGCGCGGGCGAGUCUGCGGCGCCGACGGCGAGCGAGUCCGCGAACGCGGCGCCGCGAGGAGGCGUCGCGACGUCCUGGGGGCCAGACGGGUUUUCCGUCACGUCCUUCGUGUCUGUGUUCGCCGUGGCGGGCGCGGUGCUUCUGGCGGUUUGA
Messenger RNA from Colletotrichum graminicola M1.001, 1509 nucleotides. RefSeq names its product eukaryotic aspartyl protease. Gene Ontology annotation, biological process: proteolysis. Gene Ontology annotation, molecular function: aspartic-type endopeptidase activity. The coding region runs from base 1 to 1509 and encodes 502 amino acids. NCBI's taxonomy places the organism in Eukaryota, Fungi, Ascomycota, Sordariomycetes, Glomerellales, Glomerellaceae. The record is from RefSeq and is a predicted model, not a curated record. The transcript has 2 exons.